Molecule: messenger RNA, 673 nt
Organism: Eucalyptus grandis
Lineage: Eukaryota; Viridiplantae; Streptophyta; Magnoliopsida; Myrtales; Myrtaceae
Product: 50S ribosomal protein L30
Exons: 3
Coding region: 141-461 (106 amino acids)
Biological process (GO): translation
Cellular component (GO): mitochondrion; large ribosomal subunit
Molecular function (GO): structural constituent of ribosome
Source: RefSeq, a predicted model, not a curated record
AAAAACCAGGAGCUUCCCCUCCCAAUUUCUUGAAUCUCUCCGUCCGCCUCAGUCGCCUUCUCAGUUCCAGCUCUCCAUCGUCGCUGCUCUUCUCUACUGCCUUGUGCGGACCGUGCAGUGUUGCUGAGAAAGGGAAAAGCAUGAAUGCCUUCAAAGCUUACAAGGCUUGCACGCCGAUUGCAUGGAGCCCCAACUUGUACAUAACCUUGGUUAGGGGCAUUCCUGGAACCAGAAGACUUCACCGGCGUACAUUGGAGGCGCUGCGGCUUGGCAAGUGUAACCGAACUGUUAUGAGAUGGAACACCCCUACCGUUAGGGGAAUGUUGCAACAAGUAAAGAGGCUAGUCGUGAUUGAAACAGAAGAGAUGUUCAAAGCCCGUAAACAGAAGGAUGCAAACCACCGAGCUUUACGUCCGCCAUUGGUCAUAAGCCAUCUGCCUGCCCCAGAUUGCAGUUCUUAAAAGCAAAUGUUGUCCCCUUAGGUCAGAUCCUUCUCCAAUGUUGUUUUGUCGGACAAUACAGUUUCUAGAUGUGUUAUUGGAUAGAAAUCCAUUGGCUGUACUAGUUCCGUCAUGAUUGGGUGGUUUACUGGAAGAUAUAUUUUGCUGUGAGUUAAUUAAUCAAUUGAUUGCUACGUAUCUGGUGGAAGUGAAAUAAAGGGCAGAGUUCACAA